Molecule: messenger RNA, 4023 nt
Organism: Eutrema salsugineum
Lineage: Eukaryota; Viridiplantae; Streptophyta; Magnoliopsida; Brassicales; Brassicaceae
Product: kinesin-like protein KIN-7H
Exons: 14
Coding region: 767-3952 (1061 amino acids)
Biological process (GO): microtubule-based movement
Molecular function (GO): microtubule motor activity; ATP binding; microtubule binding
Source: RefSeq, a predicted model, not a curated record
UUGCAAAAUUAACAAACGACGAUGCAGAAAACGCCAUCAACGAUUACAGCUGUGCAAACCGGAUUUGCGAAACUCUGAUUAAUCCCCAGAGAGCGAGCGAGAGAGAGAGAAGGAGAAAAGGAGAAAUCGUCGCUUCUCUGGAUCUCCUCUUUCAAGAUUCUUCUCCGUCUAUCGUCGUAGCUGCGUUUGUUUGGUCUUUUCUCCUAAAUAUUCCGUAUCUUCUUCUUCUUCUUCUCGGGGGAGUUUAUAGGUGUCCGGAGUGAGGUGUGAGUAAUUUGUGAAACAAUAAUAAUAAAAAAACAAAAUUUUGCGGGUCCUCCUCACUGCACAUGGAGUUACCAAGGAUUCGUUGAGCCAGGUCGAACAUUCAGUACAAACCGGCUUUGUGUGAUCUAAAGACCUACGGUAAUCGAUUCCAUUCAUGAGUAUUUUGUUUUGUAGCCAUAAAAUAUAGCCUAGGUUUUGAAGCUUUUGACAGACUUGCUUAAAGGGGACCAUUUUGUCCAAAAAUCCAAAACCUCUCUGUCUCGAGACUGAGGAGUAAAGAAUCUCGGUUUUCUGAUUUCUCUGUAACAUAUACUACUUUUAUAUUAUUAAAGUUGGUAGAGACAUGUUCUUUUGACCAUACGAUGAUUGGACUUUGGAGCUGCAAUGAUCGAGUUGUUGUCAUGGCAAUAAUUUGAGUUUGUCUCUCAUAACUCAGACGUUGCCUCUAUUGUGUAUAUAUAUAAAUUGUUGUUGUCACUUUCUACUGGGGGAUAGAGGUAUGGCUACGGGAGAGGAUCAGAUGCAAGCACCAAGCGGAUGUGAAGAAAAGAUUUAUGUUUCUGUUCGUCUGCGACCUUUAAAUGACAAGGAGAGGUUGAGGAAUGAUGUGCCUGACUGGGAGUGCAUCAACAAUUCAACCAUCAUUUACCGGAGCCAUCUUUCUAUCUCUGAGCGUUCCAUGUAUCCUUCUGCUUACACAUUUGACAGAGUGUUUGGCCCUGAGUGUUGCACGAGGCAAGUGUAUGACCAAGGGGCCAAGGAUGUGGCUUUCUCAGUUGUCAGUGGCGUUAAUGCUAGCGUCUUUGCAUACGGGCAAACAAGCAGUGGGAAGACGUACACUAUGAGUGGAAUUACUCACUGCACCUUGGUUGAUAUAUAUGACUACAUUGACAAGCACAAUGAAAGAGAAUUCAUUCUAAAGUUCUCUGCCAUGGAGAUCUACAAUGAGUCUGUAAGAGAUCUCUUAAGUACAGAUAGUAGUCCGCUCAGACUUCUAGAUGAUCCCGAGAAAGGAACAGUUGUUGAGAAACUCACAGAAGAAACUCUGCGAGACUGGAAUCAUUUCAAGGAACUCCUAUGUGUCUGCGAAGCUCAACGGCAAAUUGGCGAGACGGCUCUAAAUGAAGUUAGCUCCAGGUCUCAUCAGAUUUUGAGAUUGACAGUUGAAAGCACGGCUCGUGAAUUUUUCACCAACGAUAAAUUUAGUACACUAACAGCAACAGUGAACUUUAUUGAUCUUGCUGGAAGUGAACGUGCAUCUCAAUCUUUAUCAGCCGGCACAAGGUUGAAAGAAGGUUGUCAUAUAAACCGAAGUUUGUUAACGCUGGGAACUGUGAUCCGUAAGCUAAGUAAAGGAAAAACUGGGCACAUUCCAUUCAGAGAUUCAAAACUGACACGCAUACUUCAGUCUUCCUUGGGAGGAAAUGCCAGAACUGCCAUAAUUUGUACCAUGAGUCCUGCAAGAAUCCAUGUUGAGCAAUCAAGAAAUACACUGUUAUUUGCUAGCUGCGCAAAGGAAGUGACAACAAAUGCACAAGUCAAUGUUGUCAUGUCUGAUAAAGCUUUAGUAAAACACUUGCAGAGGGAGCUGGCUAAAUUGGAAAGUGAAUUGAGAAGCCCUAGUCAGCCUUUGAUUGCUUCUGACUCAACUGCAUUACUGACAGAGAAGGACCUCGAGGUUGAAAAGCUAAAGAAAGAGGUAGUCCAACUAGCACAACAGCUAGAGCAAGCUCGUUCCGAGAUUGAGGAUCUUCGACGAAUGGUUGGAGAAGAAAAGCAACGAGAAAAAGAGACACUAUCAACAGAAUCAGUAGAGGUGCUGCUGGAACAUCAAUACCCCAAGCUGCGGGUGCGCAGUGCGUGGGACUCUGAGAAUACAACACCAUUAAGCCCUAUAUCAGCUCACCGUUCCAGUCUGUCUCCACGAUCAACAGAAUACAGCUAUGAAGAGAACGUCUUCCAGCUUUCAGAUUUCAGGAUAGAUUCUGGGUCAAGUAGUCCAUUUCAACAGGUUGCCUUUGUGACUCCUUUCCCUAAGGUUUUUCCAAAUAUUCACGGGACAGAAAACAAAGACCAAUCUCAGGUUCACAUAGAGGAAAUUGCAGAUCAACCUCAUCUUCAGGAGGAACUGCUUAAUGUAAUGGCUGAACAGACUGAUGGAAAUUCUGAGGAUAACUGCAGGGAUGUUCAAUGCAUAGAAACAGAGAAGUCGAAUGUCAUUAUACAUCCAGAGGAAAAUAUUCCGGAGAGCAUUCCAGACAGAUACGAUGCUGUGAAUGCAGAAGAACCAGUAUGUGCGACAAAGACAAAUAACUUACGACCGCCCAUAGAAGCUGAAGGGGAAGAAAAAGAAGAAGAAGAAGCUGAAGCUGACGACGAAGAAGAAGAAGCUGAAGCUGAAGAAGAAAGGGUAAAGGACUUCAGUGGUGCCCCUACUCCACCAAAACAAGAAAACAAACUCAUCAAACCUCCAUGCUGUGAUUUCAAAUCUUCUCCUGGUGAGUUUGAUACAGACAUGCCUAACCUUAGUAGAAACCCCAUGCCUCCAGCGCUUAUCACUCCCUCUCCUGAAAAGCAUUUCCCUUGGCAUACCGAGAGAGAUUCACAAGCGGUCAGAGGCAUGAAACUGAUUAGAAGCCAAAGCUGCAGAGCAAGCGUGUUAUCGAGCUCAUCCUCCUCUUGGUUUGAGAAAGAUGCUGAUACACCGCCAAGCUGGUACGACAAAGAAUUUGUUAAAACAGCUGAGAGAAACGUGGCAGUGUGCGACAUCAAGAAUGAGAGGUUGUUGCAGGAGGAGUUUGGCGGUAGGAGCAAGGCAACAACCUGGCUCGAGAGAAGCCUGAGUGACACUGAAACUGCGCAUGCUGCGUCACAUGGUGUCAGUAACGAAGUUUCAUCACCGUCCCGCCCCUCUGAUGUUUAUGUGUUUGAGAUUCAGGCAAGUGGUAGAGAUUCAUCCAGCCAGGACAAAACAGAGGAGACUGCUGCUCAGAAAGACAAGCGAAUCAUUCAUCGUUCGAUGGAAGAAAUAGAACAAAACUUCUUGGCCUUGACCUUGAGUUCGACAAAGAGUUUCAAAGACGCUGCAUUGGACCCAAUACAAGACUACUUAGACACGCCUUUGAAUUGGCCGGUGGAGUUCAAGAGGCUACAGAGGGAGAUAAUAGAGCUGUGGCACACGUGUAACGUCUCCAUUGCCCACAGAAGCUACUUCUUCCUUCUGUUCAGAGGAGAUCAGAAAGAUUGCUUGUACUUGGAGGUUGAACUCCGUAGACUAAAGUACAUCAGAGACUCUUUUGUCCAAAAUAGCAAAGCCAGCGACGAUGGACACAAUAAUCUGACCCUAAUCUCCAGCACGAGGGCGUUGACGAGGGAGAGGUUUAAGCUGAGCAAGCUGAUGCAGAGGAAACUAUCGAAAGAAGAGAGAGAGAACUUGUUCUUGAGAUGGGGCAUUGGGCUGAACACAAGGCACAGGCGGGUCCAGCUGGCGCACAGGCUCUGGUCGGAUUACAAAGACAUGGGUCAUGUCCGAGAGAGCGCCUCCCUCGUUGGUAAGCUCCAUGGAUUCGUGGACACGAACUUGACUUCCACGGAGAUGUUUGGCAUCAACUUUGCUUUCAGACCACCUCGCCCCAAGAAGUCUAGUCUUUGGAAACGCAGCGUUUUGUCCCUAUCCUUUUUGUAACAUGUAAACUACUAAUAAAUCACACGAUACCAAAAAAUAAAAAAAGAAUGCUCACAAAUCACAAUCUAAUC